Molecule: messenger RNA, 11767 nt
Organism: Symphalangus syndactylus (siamang)
Lineage: Eukaryota; Metazoa; Chordata; Mammalia; Primates; Hylobatidae
Gene: FHIP1A
Product: FHF complex subunit HOOK interacting protein 1A
Source: RefSeq, a predicted model, not a curated record
UCCGGUCCCGGCUCCCGCCUCCGCCCCUCCCGCGCUCACGAGGGAGAGGCGGGGGGCAGCCCGGGACCCACGCGGCUCAGCCAGCGGCUGACGCACCUUUGAAAAGUUUCGUUCCGACCUUCUCACGACCUACAUUCUUCCCGGGCACUCCUGAGUUUGAGCCGGGCCCGGAGGACCUGGGCCAAGACUUUCGAGCGGCGGCCGCCCGCAGGGCGAGGAGCCGGCCUGGCUUUCCUCACGGGGUACCGCGCAGGCGUCCCCGGGACCGCAGCGCAAACUUUCUGGACUGUCUGAGGACACUUGUCCAGCGAGCCCCACUGCUCAGGGAGGAGGAGCCACGGCCGGGAACAGAUUUUUAAAGUCUUCUUCUAGGGGUUUCCAGCAGAGCCAAAUGUGAGAGAAAUCUUUCCGCUUCUCUGAAGAGUGAAGUGAGCAAAUACAACCCAGCAGUAGGUUAUUGAAGACAGCAGCCCCAGGGUUAAAAGUCAUCUACAUGAGAAAAGAAGAGCAGUUAUGGCAGCAUUAGAAGGCUCUCCUUUCUAAUGUAAUGCCAAGAAUGUCUGAGUCAUGCAGAAUUGGGAUGGUUUUGGAAGGUGACAAUGAAAUGUGAAGAAGUUACAUUUCUCAAACUUGAAAGUUAGUGACUGCUUACCAAAUUUUAAUGAAAAUUAAAUAUGACUUAGAAGCAUUGAUUUAUGAAGGCUUACGAUGUCAUCGGUUUCGACAGAAAGCAAACUCCAGCAGGCUGUGAGCCUACAGGGAGUUGACCCAGAAACAUGCAUGAUUGUAUUUAAAAACCACUGGGCACAGGUUGUGAAAAUCUUGGAGAAGCAUGACCCCUUGAAGAACACCCAGGCAAAAUAUGGGUCUAUCCCUCCAGAUGAGGCCAGUGCUGUGCAGAAUUAUGUAGAACAUAUGCUCUUCUUGUUGAUUGAAGAGCAAGCCAAGGAUGCUGCAAUGGGGCCAAUUCUGGAAUUUGUGGUCUCUGAGAACAUCAUGGAGAAACUUUUCCUUUGGAGCUUGAGAAGGGAAUUUACUGAUGAGACUAAAAUCGAGCAGCUAAAGAUGUAUGAGAUGUUGGUCACCCAGUCUCACCAGCCUCUGCUGCACCACAAACCCAUUCUGAAGCCUCUGAUGAUGUUGCUGAGCUCUUGUUCAGGAACAACCACCCCCACUGUGGAGGAGAAGCUGGUUGUCCUACUCAAUCAGCUCUGUUCCAUUCUUGCCAAAGAUCCAUCCAUUUUAGAACUCUUCUUCCACACUAGUGAAGACCAAGGCGCUGCCAACUUCCUCAUCUUCUCCCUUCUGAUUCCCUUCAUUCACCGAGAGGGGUCAGUAGGCCAGCAAGCUCGGGAUGCAUUGCUCUUCAUCAUGUCUCUCUCUGCUGAGAACAGCAUGGUGGCCCAUCACAUCGUGGAGAACACCUACUUUUGUCCAGUACUUGCAACUGGGCUCAGUGGUCUCUACUCUUCCCUGCCUACAAAGCUAGAAGAGAAAGGCGAGGAAUGGCACUGCCUUCUGAAAGAUGACUGGCUUCUACUUCCUUCUCUUGUCCAGUUCAUGAACUCCCUGGAGUUUUGCAAUGCAGUCAUACAGGUGGCUCAUCCCUUGAUUCGAAAUCAGCUUGUCAAUUACAUUUACAAUGGAUUUUUGGUACCAGUCUUGGCUCCUGCUCUCCAUAAGGUGACUGUGGAAGAGGUCAUGACCACAACUGCAUAUCCGGACCUUUUCUUGCGUAGCAUCUCCGAGCCAGCACUACUUGAGAUCUUCCUCCGUUUUAUCCUAUUGCACCAGCACGAGAAUGUCCACAUCCUAGACACUCUCACGAGUCGAAUCAACACCCCGUUUCGGCUUUGUGUGGUGUCCCUGGCAUUAUUUAGAACUCUCAUUGGUUUACAUUGUGAAGAUGUGAUGUUACAGCUAGUUCUAAGGUAUCUGAUCCCCUGCAAUCACAUGAUGCUGAGUCAGAGGUGGGCUGUGAAGGAGAGAGACUGUUACUCCGUUUCUGCGGCCAAGCUGCUCGCCUUGACUCCUGUCUGCUGCUCCAGUGGGAUCACUCUGACGCUGGGGAACCAAGAGAGGGAUUAUAUUCUCUGGUCAAAGUGUAUGCAUGACACUUCAGGGCCUGUGGAGCAGCCAUUCCCCGAAGCAUUCUCCCAGUCAGCCUGCAUUGUGGAGUAUGGGAAAGCCCUGGACAUCAGCUACCUGCAGUACCUGUGGGAGGCCCACACCAAUAUCCUCCGCUGCAUGAGGGACUGCCGUGUCUGGUCCGCCCUGUAUGAUGGUGACUCCCCCGACCCUGAGAUGUUUCUCCAGAGUCUGAUGGAGGAGGGCAGUGUGAGCUCGGCCUGCCCUGUGUUUGGGCUCCCGCAACAACUCCCCAGGAAGACGGGACCUCAGCUGUCUCCCAGAAAGGACAAGAGCCAGACAGAGCUGGAAUGGGAUGACAGCUAUGACACUGGAAUCUCCUCAGGGGCUGACGUGGGCUCCCCAGGGCCUUAUGACAAUCUGGAAGUUUCAGGCUCCCCGGCACCCAUCGAUCCCCCCAAGCACAUCCAGGAGAUGAAGAAGAAUGCCCUCCUGCUCUUCAAAGGGUCCUACAUAGAAGAGUCAGACUUUCAGGAUGAUGUGAUGGUGUACAGGCUGUGUGCUGAGAAGGACUCUGAGGACGUGAAGGAUUCUCAGGAGGAAGCUGCUAGGCCACCAGCUGAAGCCCAGGCUGAAGUUCAGAGUGUCCCCAUCAACAACGGCCCCCUCCUUAGCACCCAGCCAGAGACAGAUUCAGAGGAGUGCAAUAGGGACAAUUCAGACCCGUUUCACAGUGUGCCCAUGGAGCCAAAGCAAGAGAGGGAACCUGAAGCAGCCCCAGAAUCCAACUCAGAGUUAGCAUCCCCUGCCCCUGAGGCAGAGCACAGCUCUAACCUGACAGCCGCCAACCUGGAGAGCGAGGAUCUCAUUGCCCAGUAUGACCAAAUCAUUAAAGAGCUGGAUUCCGGCGCCGAGGGCUUGAUGGAACAGAAUUACCCCACACCUGAUCCCUUGCUUCUCACUAAGGAGGAAGAAGGGAAGGAAGAAGAGAGCAAAGGAGAAAAGGAGGAGGAGGGGAAGAAGGAGCUAGAAGAUAAGGAGGAUGACUUUGACUCUUUUAUAGCGGAGACGCCUGCUGUAGAGACUGUGCCUUCCCCAUUUGUCGGGAGAGAUGAGGCUGCCUUUGCCAGUCACCAUCCCGUGAGGACUCAAAGCAUCCCAUUCACAGGCCCAUUCAUCAGCGUAGUCCUGUCAAAGCUGGAGAACAUGCUGGAGAACUCUUUACAUGUUAAUUUGCUGCUUAUUGGGAUCAUUACUCAGCUAGCCAGCUACCCCCAGCCACUCCUGCGUUCCUUUCUGCUCAACACCAACAUGGUCUUCCAGCCAAGUGUCCGCUCUCUCUAUCAGGUCCUCGCAUCUGUGAAAAACAAGAUUGAACAGUUUGCUUCUGUGGAGAGAGACUUCCCAGGACUCCUCAUUCAAGCCCAGCAAUACCUGCUCUUCCGUGUGGACAUGUCUGAUAUGACCCCUGCGGCACUAACCAAAGAUCCCAUUCAGGAGGCUUCCAGGACAGGAAGUGGCAAGAACCUUUUGGAUGGACCUCCAAGAGUGCUUCAGCCCUUCCUGACCCACAGAACCAGGGUGGCUGAGGCACCCCCCAACCUGCCCCUGCCGGUGAGGAACCCCAUGCUGGCUGCUGCCCUCUUCCCAGAGUUCCUGAAGGAGCUGGCGGCCUUGGCCCAGGAACACUCCAUUCUGUGCUACAAGAUCUUGGGUGACUUUGAGGACUCCUGCUGUUAGCUUCUUUGUUUUUUUUUUUUUUUUUUUAAUAGAGGUUCUUGUUUUGUAAGGUUUUAGUGUCUUGACUGAAUGUUAAAUGCAAAGCUGCUUACAAAGAUUUCUACUUUAAUGUUACCUGACAAUACUUGAUUUGUGGGGAGGGGAAUUUUCUGUAUCUUUCCUCUCUCUCUCUAGCCGGGCCUUUCCACCUUAUGUUAUAUAUAGAAUGUAAGUCUCAUAAGCUGGUUGCUCCCUUGGCAGUUUUCUUUGCUCCGUUUUUCCUCCUUAUAUUUUUUUGGUUGUCAUUCUCCUAUCCCUUUGAGUUACUCAUCUUGCAGCUCAGAUCACACCGAGCAAAUAUUGGGGUUCAGUGAUCACACCGAGCAAAUAUUGGGGUUCAGGAAGAUUGUACACCUGCAAUUUUGCGAAUGGUCCUGUUGCCUCCUGCAUUUUGGCCUCUGUUUUAUAAAGGAAGAGUAAAGAUGGAGCUCCUCCUGCCUCCAUCACGAAAGCACAUAUCAUCUUUCCCUUUGGAUUUUACUUCCAGGACGUGUGUCAUCCCCAGCGUGUGUUGCCUUAUGGUGCCAGCAGAGCCACUGGUCUCAGCUAUCUGCCUGGGAAGUCGGAUGUCCUUGGAGAGAAUUUGGAAUGCAGAUAAUUUUUCUUAUUUCUUGAGAGCUUACUUUAAUCAGCAUGACACUACCUAAACACUGAAGAUGGCCUUAUAUUAGUAAGAUUUGCACAAAAUUAAGUAUACCUAUGCAAACUGUUACUUUGGUUUUUAGGAGUUUGAUCAGAUGAAGAAGUGAUGGUAUCACAUAUAUAUGUAAGAAGACAACCAUCAUUAUUUUUAUAAGUGUUUUAUAAAAACAAACUGAUUAACUUGUGAAGCCAUUUCAUAGUGGGUUUUUUCAGGGAGGGUAUGCUGGGUGGGAUGGGGACAUAAACUAAAUGCAGCCCAUAAAAACACUGGUCAUUAUUUAAAAUUCUAUUCCCUUUUGCUAAUAAGCUGUACUUUGUAGAGAAACAGGAACUGUACAGCCCACUUCAGGAUCUUGGAUGUAAAUGCAAACAGGCCACCUGGAGCCCUGCAAAGCCAAGUGCCUGCUGGAGACUCACUCUGCAUGGAAAUGCUGGCUUCCGAGUAAUGGGGUUCAUUAGAACGCCCCACCAUGCUGUAUGAGUGUCCCUCUACUGCUUUGCAGCCUGCUCCAAGAGGCAGGAUUAUACUUAGAGCCACAGCCAUGUUAAACCACCACCAAGAGGGGAAAACAGAAUAAUCGUGAGCUGAAAAUGAGACCAUAAACAACUGAUUUUUAUGGAUAUUAAAUUCCACUCCCCUCUAUUUUGGGCCCAGUUCUGCAGGUGCGAAGCAAGUAACGAGCUUGAGCCUGCCUGUUUGGAGGGAAAUUGGAAGGCUCAUCUCUCUGUUCCUUGUGGGCAUCUCUGUGGAGCCCUGAGGGCGGCCACAGGUCUGGUGGUUGUGCCUCAGGAGCACUGGUUUGGUCUUAAUCAGGCCCCUCAUGCACAGGCAGGGCAGUGGCCCCCUCUAUUUUGGGCCCAGUUCUGCAGGUGCGAAGCAAGUAAUGAGCUUGAGCCUGCCUGUUUGGAGGGAAAUUGGAAGGCUCAUCUCUCUCUGUUCCUUGUGGGCAUCUCUGUGGAGCCCUGAGGGCGGCCACAGGUCUGGUGGUUGUGCCUCAGGAGCACUGGUUUGGUCUUAAUCAGGCCCCUCAUGCACAGGCAGGGCAGUGGCGGAAGAACCACACCUGCAAUGCUGUGAAGCAGUGGAGGCCCUUUUGUGCUUCAGGAAUCUUGAAGCAGCUUUGUAUUGAGUGAAUGAGAAAUUGAGAGCUGGCCUGUGAAAUGACAACAGGAGACCUGGCCUGGGCAGGGUGAGCUGUUAGGAACCAGCCUUGCUUUCGUGUUUCAUAGUCCAAGGAAGACACCAAAGGUUCCUACUCACUGUACAUUUCUGUUUGUCUUGACAAAUAGUUUGCUCAGCUGUGGUGCAGCAGCCAGAAGGGAUGAGGCACAGCAGACUGGCCUGCUCCUGGCUUCCUGAUGUCUGGUUGUAUUUGCACAGCCCACAAGUCUCCAUUAGAAAAGAAGGUAGCUUAAGAUAGAGGAACAGUUGAAGAUGGAAGUUCGGCUGUAAUUUAUUAUACUCUAAGUUUGUUUUUGCACAAGUAUUUAUCUUCUUGUUUGGACUUACAAAGUCAUAAAAUGCUAACGCCAUAUCUGGAAAUUGAACUCUUUAGCUUUGUAGUUUGAUUUACACCUUUCUCCAUUAUCUGGUGGUGGUGUUGAUUCUUCUUGAAUCCAUAUUUCUGCAUUGUAGAACACCAUGGUCCCCUUUGUGGAAAGUUUCCUUUGGGAAAAGAUUGAUUUUGUGCCUCUUACUGUUUUUUUCAAUAGGUACUGAAAUAAACUUACUUUAUUAUUUUGUUUUUUUGAGACAGGGUCUUGUGCUGCCUGGGCUAGAGUGGAGUGGUGUGAUCACAGCUCAUUGUAGCCUCAACCUCCUGGGCUCAAGUGAUCCUCCCACCUCAGCCUCCUGAGUAGCUGGGAAUAUAGGAACGUGCCACCACACCCAGCUAACUUUUUGGUAUAGUUUGUAGAGACGGGGUUUCACCAUGUUGCCCAGGCCGGUCUUAAAAGUCCUGGGCUCAAGUGAUCGUCCCACCUUGGCCUCCUGAAGUGCUGGGAUUACAGGUGUGAGCCACUGGGCCCAGCCUGAAGUAGACUUACUUUAAAUGGGGACAGAGAUGACUGGUGUGCGCAGUGACAGGCAGGAGAAUGUAACUUCCCAUGCUGGGGUGCUGGCAGCAAACUCACACGAUAAUGCCAACUUCCUAUUUGGAUUUGGAAACUGGUUCAUGUUUCUGAAUCCAUUACAGUCCUCAGAGGUUUUUGUCCAUGGUUUUGCAAAAUGAAGUCAGAAAAUGGAGCUGGAUGUAGAGAGAAUAGGAAAACCCAUGUGGCUGAGUGAAAUAACUGAGAGUGGGUUACUUAGGGAGUGACAUGGACAUGCCAAAAGAAAAACAGCAGAGAACUGAGUCUAUCCAUGGGAGAAGAGCAAAUCCUGCACGAUUUGGGGGAGUGAACAUUGAUCUAGGCGGAUAUGAAGAAACCAGGGAGUGGGUGGGUGAGAAUGGGAACUCCUUGUUGGGAAAAAUAUCAUUGGCAAUGAAGUAGAAUAUUCCAGUCCUAAAGUAAAUCAGCAAGCCCUUAGAAAUAUCUUUUUUUGUAAUGAGUUGGGGGGAAAAUCUUAAGUAUGUUUGGCAUGCUUAAAGAUAUGGUCCGAGUGUGCACACUUCUCUGUGUUGACAGGCUCCUACACCAGUUGCUGUGCUCCUUGCUGGAAGAAUGUAGGGGAAGAGAAACCGUGGGUAUCGCCCCCUGGCGCAGCCCCUGAGCUGGCAUCACUGCAUCUGGCCUGGGCAGGAAAGGUGAGGGAGCCAAGAGUUCCCGGAGUAUCACAACAUUAACCUCAAUUCAUAAUUCAGGGCCUGACUUAAAGUUCCAGACUGAGUGACUUCUGUGGUUCAAAAUGUAUGAGAGCACUGGGAUAUUUAAAAUUGAUUUUUUGGAAAUGGCCAAGUAAAUGUUUUUUAAAAUUUUACACAAAGAAAUUCCAAGUUAGGUUCAGCCUAAAACGUAAUUUCAUGGCUGGUAAAAUACAACUUCCCAACCAUGAAAUGGGAGUGCUGGAAUAGCCAGUUAGAGAUGUGAUUUUUCUUUACCAUUAGAUACCUCCUUUCCCUGGUAUUUAGAGGAAUUGUGAAGUGGUCCCCAUUUUGUGGAGUAUUAUUUUGGAAAAUACUUUGAUGUGCUCAGGUUGGAGUGGAUGUCUGUCAGGUGUUAGGUAGGAUGCAUUCAGUAUUUUUAUAGGUCAUCAGGAGUACCCUUUCCUUAGCAGGCAGCUUUUAUUUAGGUCAGAUAUAGUUAGUUUCUGUCCAGGAUAAGACAUCAUGGAGCCAGGGUCUUGUCAGGAAAGCAUCCUCUUAUGAACAGAAUCUAGAAACAGGCUACAUGAAUAUUGGGGUUGCCUGUUUAAUUUUGGCAGCUAGUGGGUACUCAGGGUUGAAAGUUGUUUCCAGUGUCUCCAAAUCAGCUUGGCUGUGGCUGUCAUGUGGACGGAUUCCCAGGUCUGUUUGAGAUUUAGGGUUGUGGAUGGGCUGCUCUUCUGAAUCUGGAUCAGCGUGUCUAGGUUGUCUUCUGGAGGGAAGCACAGCCACAGCAGUCUGGACAAAUCAAGUGCUUUAACAAUGGCAUCGUCCUCUGGGAAUAAUCUGUCCUUAAUACAGUUUUCACUUGAUAUAAUAGUUUUGGUAAACUGUCUUUAUCUGGCUGCACCCCCUUUUAAGUAAGCCCUUAACUUUAAACGAUCCCGGCAUGGUGUUCAGUAUCUGCAUAUGCCCCAGUUCUCAUUUAAGGGCAGUUCAAUGUAAUUGCUAAUUACCACCCCUGUAUUUACUGAAAUGGCUGUCUGUCAUGCUUGCCAUUUUUAUGAAACACUUUACUGAAGGUAAGCUAUUAUUGCACAUGCUACUUCAAGUCACUGGCUCAGGCUGGUGUCGUGUGGUUUGCUGCAAAAGGCAGCCUGCUUUGCAGUGUGAGCUCUUCCUGGAAACAGCAGUCUCUUGUAGCUGAUGCCACAUCAGCUUUAAGUCAUUAAGAUGAUAUUUUGGGCCCCUUGUUGCUUCAGCCAUCAGUCUAUAAAUCACACAACACUAAUUCUCCAUCAAGUAACAGCUUAAAACAGAAGACUGUCAAACCAGUUUAUGUUCCACCCUUAAAUCACAUCAUUGAGGAAACAUUGUAAGACAGUGAAGUUGACUCUUCCCACCCCCCCUUCUUUUUGAAUGACCAUUGUAAACCUAAUGCUUUAGAAAGAGCUCUCAGAAGACUAAGAAUGGCUUUUAGGAUAAUUUUGCCUCAGUAAAUCCUCUCUAUAUUCAGGCAUUUAUUAGGCCAUUACUUGUUUUGGGACUACAGAUUAUCCUGGCAGCUCAUUAACUGGAUAAACAGGACUUUAGUGAAAGAUUUUCAGGGGUUCUUUAGGGAAAAGAAUGACCGGGACAAGGUGGGUGGAAGCCUUCAGUUCUUUGACCUCUUGCACCUAGAAUCCUAAAACUGAUCAUGAUUUUAGCUAGGACUGACCUUUCCUAGCUCGUAGGGUCACUGUGAAUUUUGUUCCUGUCUUAAAACGUUUAAGUUAACCUAGUUCACUGUUACCUACACAAGUAAGACGGCCAAUAGGACCUGUCAGCAUGACUUCAACAUGCAUUCCAGGCAUCUUUCGGGGAGUUUAGAUUUACUGUAUCAUUUCAGAACCCAACAAAGGUGAUGGAAGCUCUUAGGCCAGAUUAAAUUUCAUGGAGUGGAGGUUGCAGAAGUCUGUGCUGCUUAUUGUGUCAGCUGACUUUUUAUUGGGACAAGUCUAUGAAAGGCCCACCUGUAACAAGGCGCCUUUUUGCCCUGUGGAUAUUUUAAAAGAGGGAAUUUGGUGUUGACAAUCUUUACUUACACGACUCUUGCUAAGCUAUUUGACUAAGGGUUUCAAUCAGAUGCUUCUCACCUCACAAGCAAGGGUCAGCUCUAUUUGCAAAUAAUCCAUGAAUAUGUUUGUCUAAAACCUGCUGAAGAGGCAUGGCAGCCACUUCCAUGCUGCUUUUGGUAAUGGGUAAAGAAUAUGGCCUUUCAGAUAGAUCUGGUGGCUUUUCCCCAAUAGUCACUAUGUAGAAACUAUGCAACUAAAUUCAAUGGAAAUGAAAGAUACAAUAUAAAAUAGCGGGUCAUGGCCAUAAGCUGUGUCCUGAACUAACCAACUCCAAGCUGAAGGAGGGUGUGUACUUUCCGAAACUUCAAGGCCAUCUUAGUAAUUAUUUUAGCAAUAAUUACUAAAAUGUACGUGGGGUGGGGGAGCUCAGCUAAAAUAUCCUUACUUUGGUGCAAUAAUGAUCUAGGUUCUUUUUCCUAGGCCUAGGCCUACACCUUGAAAGAUAGGAACAGAAGUUCACUUUGAUGUGUAACCCUGGACAGAGAUUAAACAGCUCUUUUCUAGACCCAGAUGACCCAGAAUGUAGAAGCCUAGUGGUUGGUAUCACCAGUGUCUCUUCAAAAGGGCCCCACAAAAGGUUGUCCAUUAAUUUGUUUCAUACAGUAAGUGAGCUUUUACUGAAUAUUCCCUCUGUUAGGUAGCAUGCAGAGUGCUAGGGCUGGCACAUUCCUGCCUUCCCACCAGAACCCUCCAACCUCCUCCCCAGGCAACAGAACACAGGGUUUGGGCCUGACCAGGCAGAGCUGGUUCAAGCCAGCUGGGGGCAGAGCCAGUUUUCCAGCACACUCCCAACUUCUAGUCAGAGCCUCAGCAUUAUAUACCCAGCCUACAGGUGUGUGGAUUCCUGACAGAUGGCAAUGGCAUCACCUGUGGUGCCAACUCAUACAUUUUAAUGAGAUUUCUCCCUGAAGAGUGAACCAGUAGACCAGACUAAACGCACACUCAUGCAAGAAUGUAAAAUUGUAUUUCACUGAGGCCCCUUUACAAGCAGAGCCAUCUUUGUGAAUUUUUUGGGGUGUUAAUGUAAACAUAUCUUUAGAAUAUCUCAUAGGGUUUCAGUCAGAGCUAUGCUUUGGUUUUUUCCUAGCAGCAGUGGUAUCAACUUACAAGGUUUGGCUUUCAGGAUUUCAGAAGCUGGCAUUCGAGACAACAGGCAGUUGUCAGAGCUGAAUGAGAAUCAGCCUGGACAAAUCAAGUGCUUUAAUGAUGGCAUCUUCCUCUGGGAAUAAUCAGUCCUUAAUACAGCUUGCACUCGACAUAAUUUUGGUAAAUGUCCUUAUCUGGCUGCACCCCCUUUUAAGUAAGCCCUUAAUUUUAAAUGGUCUGGAAAGAUCUUCGAUGCUUUCUGUAAGGUUUAGUCACCAAGAAGCCAGAACUUUUGGUGAAAACGGAAUUUAUAAAACGAAACUGAACCUUAUCCUUUCUUACAAAAUAAAGAUCCUGUCAGACUCCAGUCUCAGACCACCUUUGCCCAUUUGUAAUUCAGACUUGCGGAGCGAGGAGAGAACUGCUUCAGCCUUACUGUCUUGUAGAGAGGUUUAGUGAAAAUCAUGUUACUUUAGACCCAGUAGUUUUCAGGACCGCAACAGGAUGUGGGGCACCUGGCUUCCCGGGUAAGGUCACAUAGUCUCUUAAAAUUCUGUCACUAACUAACUUUUUUAAAACACAUUUUUUUAAAAAGCCACCUCCUCAUGCCUGUCCAAAAUGAACCACACAACUGGUUACCUUUCUCUGCCUACCUUUUGGGCUGGGGAAGAGGGGCACCUUUCUCAUCACCCUCAGGGAAGUCCUGAGCAACUGUGCAAGCCAGGAAGCAUGAGUCGCUGAAUUGGUGAUAGAGGGGUGUCCACUUUUUUCUAGUUCCUCAGCUGCUUCUGGAGCAGUGUUCACAAUGGCAAUGUUUUUACUGUCCUUGGUAGGCUACAGGUUCACAGCUUCAAAUCAAGGCCUCCAAGGAUUUUAUUCUCUUACAUCACCGUUUUGACAAGUAUGCUUUAAAAAAACAUUUCCAAAACUGGUCUUUCUUUAAGCGACGUGAGUCAGAGGUAACAAAGGCAUAUACUGAACAAAGGGGUGCUCCGGUGCCGUGGAGAGAACAGUAUUAGGUGUCACAAGCACAGGAGUGCAGACAGCCCUGCCUUCAUCGUGAUGCCUGCAGCGCACCACGAUUAUCAUGAGAGGUCAAGAUUUUGAUUUACUAAUUAAUUUAUAAUCUUAUUUCCGAGCAAAACAAGUCAAUUUCAUGUUACAACCUUUUUCUUGUUUCUUUUUAUCUUGUUUGGCCUGAGGGUUGGGGGAUUUGGGGGAGUUGUCAACUGCACAAUCUUUGAAGUGUAAGUUAAUUUUUAUGUGAUAUUUCAGUAUAUAUUUUAUUGAUUAAAUUUAUUUGAAAACUUA